UUUUUGCGAUGGGACGGAAAAAGCAGGGGAAAUGCGAGCGACCGGUGAACAGAGGCAAAGACACGCGGCACAAGAUGAAAGGCAAAUCCCUGGAGACUUUUACCGAAGAGAUGCACGAGGCCCUGCAAGCGAGUGAAGAUGCUGGAGGGGAGGGAGCAGCAGGUGUGGUAAAGCUGCCAUGCCCGUUGGCGAUGUGGGAUUUGGGUCACUGCGACCCGAAACGCUGCACAGGUCGUAAACUGGUCCGGAAGGGUUUGGUACGGAGCCUUCGACUCAACCAGCGCUUUAACGGACUCAUUCUCAGUCCCAUGGGAACCAAAUACGUCACACCUGCAGAUAGAGAGAUUGUGGCACAGAGUGGGCUUGCUGUGAUCGACUGUUCGUGGGCGCGGCUGGAGGACACGCCCUUCAGUAAGAUGAUUGGCUCUCACCCGAGGCUGCUGCCGUACCUGGUGGCGGCGAACCCGGUGAACUACGGUAAACCGUGCCGGCUGUCCUGCGUCGAGGCUUACGCUGCCACCUUCUGUAUUGUGGGUUUUCGGGAUCUGGCAGUAAUCUUGCUAAGGAAGUUUAAAUGGGGACUUGGUUUCCUGGACCUUAAUAAAACUCUUUUAGAGCGUUAUGCUGCCAGCCAAUCAGAGGAGGAGCUCCUGGCUGUGGAGAAAGAGUACCUGAGCUCCACCCCUCAGGAGGAGGAGUUUGAUCCCUUUGAUGUGGACUCUGGCAGGGAGUGCAUGAACCUUAAUCGACCACUCCGGGGGGAGGAGGAAGAAGAUGACAGUGGCAGUGGAGAUGAAGAAUCAUCAGAGGAAGAGGAGGGUGACUCUGAGGAGGAAAAGAAGAAUGAGGAAGAUGAGGAAGAUGAAGAACAGGAAUCCUGAGAUCUGAGAGUGAUCGACAGGGAAAAGAGGUGGUUGUUUUUCAUCCAACCAAAUGAAUGAACACCCUCAAAAACCGCCACUACAAAAGUGUUUCUUAUUAUUUAUGUAACAUCCACAAAAAAAUACCCUUAACUGAAAUCAGUGUACAACAUGCCACGGUCAGUUCAGUGUCAGUAAACGUGGGGCGUGUUUUUAAUGGUAACUGUUGAAAGCCUGGAUCAUGAGCAGCGGAUGCCUGCUUUGUGGUGCGUACUGUAGAAAGAGCUGAAGAUCAGAGAAUCAGAGAGAAGGAUCCAUUUAGUUUCAUUCAGAAUCACUCAGUGCUUCAGUCCUUUACUCUCAGUGAAAGGCAGCCGUGUAAAAACCCCUGCGGGAGGAAACCCUCCACUGCGCCAGGCAGUGUGACUUUCUGGGCUCU
Molecule: messenger RNA, 1299 nt
Organism: Chanos chanos (milkfish)
Lineage: Eukaryota; Metazoa; Chordata; Actinopteri; Gonorynchiformes; Chanidae
Gene: tsr3
Product: TSR3 ribosome maturation factor
Exons: 6
Coding region: 9-881 (290 amino acids)
Biological process (GO): maturation of SSU-rRNA
Molecular function (GO): rRNA small subunit aminocarboxypropyltransferase activity
Source: RefSeq, a predicted model, not a curated record